CUUUCUACUUUUCUUCUUCCUUUCUUCAGCUAAAAAAACCAAAAAAACAGUUUUUUUUCAGAUUUUUUUUUUUACAAGAAGCAAGACUAGCCUUAUCUAGAAACUUGUCCAUGGAAUCUCCGGCGAGCAAAUCCUCCACCGUGAGGACCGUUGAAUUACCGCCUCGCCGCGGAAGAGUGAAGAGAGAGAUCUUUGGCGGUUUAGCCAACUCCAUCGUUUCGGCCGCCGUGACAGCCGGCGGAGCGUUCCAGAGGAAAGUUAGAGGUGGUGGUGGUGGUGGAUCUUCUUCCUCCACCGCCACUCCUCCGACGAGCGGUUACACCUCCGACCAGAACAGUGAAUCUACUUGAAGCAACAAAACAUAUAAAGACAUAAUAACGAAAGUGCCACUGGUUUAUUUCAACCACCAUGACACUACUUAUGAGGGAAAAGGCUUGUGUGGUUCUGUUCGUUUUUGAAAACAGAACGAUCCUUUCUCCUAAACCGGUUCAGUUUGAUUGUGGUUUGGUUUUUUAUUUUAUUUGGUGUGUUACGGCCCCGGUUUAACUUCGGUUUUUUGGUGGGUUAAACUGGGUGUACGUUUAUGGUGUGAUUAAUGUGGUAAACAAAAAUAUCUCCCUAAUCUGUUGUUUCUACGUGUUUUUAAAGUGGAGUAAUGAUGUCGUCUGGGAGAUAUCUUUGUUUGUAAGGUUUGAUUUGGUUUGGUUUGGUUUGCUUUUGGUUUGGUUUGCUUUUGGUUUGGUUUGCUUUUGGUUUGGACCGAUUGGUCUGGAUUAUGUAUUUGUAUUUUCCUUUUGAGUGUCUGUUUGUAUCUUUCAUUUAAGCAAUGUAUAAUUAAGUGUGUUUUAUUUCUU
Molecule: messenger RNA, 854 nt
Organism: Eutrema salsugineum
Lineage: Eukaryota; Viridiplantae; Streptophyta; Magnoliopsida; Brassicales; Brassicaceae
Exons: 2
Coding region: 111-350 (79 amino acids)
Source: RefSeq, a predicted model, not a curated record